Messenger RNA from Etheostoma cragini (Arkansas darter), 1495 nucleotides. It is a transcript of the gene tmem45a, whose product is annotated as transmembrane protein 45a. Bases 191 to 1024 code for a protein of 277 amino acids. Lineage: Eukaryota; Metazoa; Chordata; Actinopteri; Perciformes; Percidae. The record is from RefSeq and is a predicted model, not a curated record. The transcript has 6 exons.
AAAUGGGUCUGGUCUGGAGGCAGCUGGGACCAGAUUCAGAUGUUCACCGAGGAACACAGGAUAUCUCUCUGCUUAGGGAACAUGAUUUGUUUGCUAAGAAAAUGAAGAUGCUUUGAUAUUUCUGGCUAAACAUACUUAUAUGUAAUAACAUUUCAUCUCCAGUGACGAACAUACUUGGGGGCUCAGAGUCAUGGGAAGCUUCAAGGGCCACGCGCUCCCUGGAUGCUUCUUCCUGGUAGCUGGGAUCUGGUGGACAGGGAAGCACUCGCUCUGGCACGCCACCCGCAGGAACAAGAACAUAGGCUCCACCCGGCUGGCCAGCAGAGCCUCACAGCGCCGCCUGGAGAUCGCCGAAAGCUCUGUCAUACUCUUCUGCUCUUUUGUUGGGAUGCUGGCGGAGCAGUUUGCAGCAGAUGGGCCGAGACUACAGCUGUACAACGUUGCGGAGAAACACUGGCAGUAUCUGAUGAACUGGCAGCACGCCACCAUGUACCUGUUCUUUGGCGUGGCCGCCACCGUCAAUCUGGUUGUACACACCACAGAGGUUGCUCCGCUGGCAAUGGAUAGGUUAAUGCUGGCUAUUGCUUUCUUUAAUGAAGGAUUUCUUUUCUUCUACCACCUCCAUGGCAGGAGUAUGCUGGACGUCCAUGUGCACCAGCUACUUCUCUUCGCCGUCUUUGGCGAGGCAAUUGUUGCCUUCCUGGAGGUCUUCCAGCGAGGUAACAUCAUCCUGGAGCUGCUGCGCUGCACCCUCACUCUCCUGCAGGGGAGCUGGUUCUGGCAGAUUGGUUAUGUGCUGUACCCUCCCCACGGUCCUGAGUGGGACCUUAAUGAUCACAGCAACAUGAUGUUCGUCACCAUGUGUUACUCCUGGCACCUCGCCUUCGCCAUGCUCGUCGUGAGCACGCUCUAUUGCACCGUCAGCUGUGUGGUUCGCUCCAGAUUGAGGAGGACUCCUCCAGUGGAAAUGGGACUUCUGAAGCUGAGAGACAGAGAUCCAGAGUCAGAAGAUGAGAUUGUGUGAAGAGGACUGUUGUACACCUUCAUUGUGACUCAUGUAGAUCACACUUAAAUCAGGGAUAUGAUGUCUGCAGUACGACUAGAAGCAAAGUGUGCAGACAGAAGAGGACAAAGGACAACGUUUCUGGAUGCUUUACUUUAGAAAUAUUUCUCUACCUCUGCCUUAUUUCAUCAGCUGUAAAGCCCUUUAGCCUUACUCUCAUUAUUCAAUGCUAGUUAUUUUACUGUGUUCUAAUACUUUUCAUAUACUCGGUCAUAUCGUUUUUGCCAAUUAUUAUUUUGCACAUACAAUAUAAGUGAAGAUGAACUCAUGAGGGUAAGCUUUUUAUGGAUUGCAUGGUUUUGCUUUGACUUGCCAAACAGACAUAUUAUUUUUGGUGUAACGCCAUCUUGUGGCCAUUUUGUUUCAUAUUGUUAAAGCUCAAACCCAAAUGCCCAAAAAACAAGAAUUUUAUUAAAAUUGUUUAAAUGUUUA